Paramuricea clavata is the source of this 1180-nucleotide messenger RNA. NCBI's taxonomy places the organism in Eukaryota, Metazoa, Cnidaria, Anthozoa, Malacalcyonacea, Plexauridae. The record is from the annotation of a GenBank genome assembly.
AUGGCUGUUAAAAAUAAUUCCCAGAUUCACUGGGAGAAAUUCAAAGAAAUACGUAACAAAGUCAAUUCAGAACUAACUAAAGCUAAAACAGCAUUUUUCUGUAACAAAUUUGAGAACUGCGCACAAUCGAAAGAUAUGAAACAUAGUUGGAAGUUAAUUAAUAUUCUCUUAGGUAAAAACAAAAAAUCAAAUAAUAUCUCUCAACUUAAAUGUGAUGAUGUUGUGAUUUCAGAUGAUACUUUGAAAGCUGAGGCGUUUAAUGACUUCUUUGUUAACAUCGGGGUAAAUUUGGCUAAUGAAAUUGAGAACGAUUCUCCAUGUACGAACUUUUCAGAUGAUGAAAAUUACCACUCUAACUAUUACUCUAAUAUAAAUUUUAAGUUUUCUGAAAUUAGUAUGGAUGAUAUUAUUUGUCAAUUACGUAAUCUUAAAAUUUCAAAGUCUACCGGUAUUGAUAACAUCCCUGCUAUAGCUCUUAAAUUGUCCGUGGAAGUUAUUGGUCCUUCAUUAACAUGGAUUUAUAAUCUUUCAAUCAAAACUGGGAUAUAUGUUGAUGAAUGGAAAAAGGCGUGGGUAAUGCCAAUUUUUAAAUCUGAUAAUAGACAAAGAUGUGAAAAUUACCGACCGAUAUCUAUAUUGCCUAUUGUCAGUAAAAUACUAGAGAGAUCGGUUUUCAACCAGAUUUAUAAGUUUUUGAAUGAUAAUUCGCUGCUAUCUAAACAUCAAUCUGGCUUUCGGCCUAAGCAUUCAACUUUAACAACACUCAUUCAAAUGUGUGACACACUUUAUGAGAACAUGGAUAAUGGUCAGUUGAGUGGUGUUGUUUUCCUUGAUAUUAGAAAAGCUUUUGAUUCUAUUGAUCAUACAAUCUUAUUGCAAAAGAUGAAUGAUCAAUUUGGAAUAAAAAAUGUGGAACUGGAUUGGUUUAAGUCCUAUCUAACUAAUAGAGAGCAAGCAUGCAUUGUCAACGGUGCAAUGUCAUCACCUAAAACGAUUGUGUGCGGAGUUCCGCAGGGAUCAAUUCUUGGUCCCUUGCUGUUUUUAUUAUAUAUUAAUGAUUUACCCGAAUGCCUCGAAAAAACUUCGCCACACCUAUACGCUGAUGAUACUCAAAUUUCUACUUCUGCCAAAACUAUUGAGGAACUUACUGAAAAUCUAAAUAAUGACCUGAAAAAAGUCG